AUGAAGUACUUGAUGGAACUAGUAGUGUUCUUUUGGUUCUUGGCUUUAUUAAAAUGUACACACCAAGCAGAUUUAAAUAUUGCAAUAGUCGGCAGUGGCAUAGGUGGAACAUCUUGUGCAUAUUUUUUAAAAGAAAUAUUUAAAGAUUUAGUUAAUUUAGAUAUUUAUGAGGGCAAUAAAGUUGGUGGAAGACUAGCCACAGUAAUGAUGAGUGAUGGCAAUGAAUAUGAGACUGGUGGAUCAGUUAUACACCAAAGGAACAGAUAUAUGUCUAAUUUUGUCACAAAUUUAGGACUUCAAAAACGUAAGUCAGUAUUUAAAAAUGAACGACUUGGUUUGUACAAUGGAAAAGAUUUUGAUUUUAUCGAAAAUGACAACUAUUUGGUUAAUAUGAUGAAUAUCUUAUGGCGGUAUGGUUACAGCAUUAAACGUUUGCAAGAAUUUAUUAACAGUAUGCUUGACAAGUUUGAAAGAAUAUAUGAACUACAGGCCAAUGGCGUAAGUUUUGAUUCUACGUAUGACUUACUCAAAGCAAUGGAUCCUUCAUUUGUCAACUAUCUAAAUAUAUCAGUGAGAGAUGCAUACUUGAAAGAGGAACAUUUUUCUGAGGCUUUAAUCACUGAACUUGUUCAGGCGUCCCUUAGAGUGAACUAUGGACAAAAUACCAAUGUUCAUGAAUUUGUUGGAUCAGUGUCUAUGGCUGGAAUGGAUGGAUCAUUAUGGUCAGUAAAAGGAGGUAACAAAAGAGUUGUCGAAAAACUUCUUGAAAAGUCCAAUGCACAUUUAGUGCCUGAAUAUGUUGUCCAAAUAUCUAGAAACAAUGAUUCAUAUACAUUGUUGACCAAUUUCAAAAAGAAAGCAACUUACGAUUAUGUUGUGUUUGCUGCACCUCUUGCAGAAAAUCAGAAAGUACCCAUCACUUUUUCUAACAUGCUAUUAGAAUUGAACAAAGUUGGUAAAUACCACCAAACAGUAAGUACAUUGGUUGUUGGCGAGAUGAAAAGAACAAAAUUUACUCCCAUUUCUGAUGAUCUUAUACCAAUUACAAUUAUAUCAAACAACGAAAAUGAAUUUUUCAAUUCAAUCAGUAAUGUUGAAGGAGUUAAUGAAACUGCCAGUUUAAAUGUUUGGAAAAUAUUUUCUCAACAUCCACUUUCUAGCAAUCAAAUAGACUAUUUAUUUGAAAAUGUAAGUGAUGUUAAAGUUGUAGAUUGGUUAGCAUAUCCUCAUUAUAAAGUCCCAACAGAAACACAAAGUUUUCACAUAGCUGAUAGGCUGUAUCACAUAAACGCCAUUGAGUGGACCGCAAGUGCCAUGGAAAUGAGUUGUAUUGGAGCAAAAAAUGUUGCACUCUUAAUCAAGAAACACUAUUACGGGGAUGAACAAAAUGAAACAAACAAACGGUCUCAUAUGGAAUUAUAAUGAAUUUAAAGAGGCUAAUAAUAUAAUAUCAACAACAAAAUUAUGUUAUGUAUUUAAAUAAAACAUAAAUAUGAUAAGUGUAAAAUAUACAAAA
This is a messenger RNA of Myzus persicae (green peach aphid), 1516 nucleotides long. Its product is annotated as prenylcysteine oxidase 1-like. The record is from RefSeq and is a predicted model, not a curated record. Gene Ontology annotation, biological process: prenylcysteine catabolic process; prenylated protein catabolic process. Lineage: Eukaryota; Metazoa; Arthropoda; Insecta; Hemiptera; Aphididae. The transcript is spliced from 5 exons. The coding region runs from base 1 to 1422 and encodes 473 amino acids. Gene Ontology annotation, molecular function: prenylcysteine oxidase activity.